GAGAGUGUUUGCACUCAGUACAAUUUAUCUCGCAUUUCCGUUUCCUCCCCUCUCCCUGAUUCCUCCCUCCCGUUUAAAUCCCACUACCAAUCGUCUCGCAAACCCUCCCUCGUGCCUGUCAUUGUCUCUUUCUCACUCUACCUCACUUUCCCUCCCUCUCUCUCUCUCUCUCUCUCUCUCUCUCUCUCUCUCUCUCUCUUUUAUCCUCCCGUACUCGCCCUUUUCCUUCCUCUUUAACAAAAGCCUUUAUUUAUAGACUUUGGCAAGUUUAUCUUCCUAUGUACUCUAUACGGUCUGGAUAAAAAAAUCGGAGUAUCACUUGUGUAGGAAGUGCACAAAUAUCGAAAGCGAAGGAGGGAGGAAUAACGAGUGGCGCGGAAAAAAGAGGAGGAGUUUCGUCCUGGGAACGCUUUGAAAGAAAUUCUCUUGCGUUUUUGUCUGCCAUUCGCGUCACGGUUACCAUGAAAAUGUCAGACCACUGGUGAUUCAUUCGCUCAUUAACUCGUCUUUCAUUCGUUUCUCUCGAAGAGACGUUCUGUUUGACGAGUAGGUGAGUGUUUCGCGCUUUUUUUUCCCUCCCAAGAUUUUCGUGCAAGCUUUGUGAUAGCUACAUAUGUGAAUAUGUCGGCACAUUAAUAUUUACACUUGAUAGAAAUUCGUUGUGUAUAUAUUUAAGAUCAAUCGUGUUGUGUAGGUUAAGUAACGUUCGAAAUUUUACGUAUCGGUUCGUCACCGGUGUGGUGUCUUUAAAAGUCAUUAAUAGAUCUUUAUCGUAUCGCCAUUCGCGUACAAAUAAUGUAGUAUCGUUGAAUAUAUGAUAUUUGUGAUAUUUCUCAAAUUAUGAAAAUGUCUUUGUUUAUAACGAUGAUGGAGGAACUAUUGAAUUGUGGCAGCACGCCGUCCAAGGAAAGUAGUUUUCCAGACAGUAAUGAUUUAAAUUCUACACCUAUAUCUAAUUUAGAUGAAAGGAUAUUGGAUGUUAACGCACGGCAGUCUUCAAAUGCCAGAACUUCAUCUACGAAAAAGGCUAAAAGAGUUCGAUUUUUUCGAAAUGGUGACAAAUUUUAUACUGGUGUCGUUAUGGCGGUAACACAUGAAAGAUACCGCAGUUUUGAUAGUUUAGCUUCUGAUUUAACAAGAGCUUUGGUAUCAAGUGUAACAUUACCUAAUGGAGUUAGAGCAAUUUAUACCAUGGAUGGAAGAAAAAUACAAAAUAUUUCAGAAUUAGAAGAUGGUAAAUGCUAUGUAGUGUCUGGACAAGGAGAAAUUUUUAAAAAGGUAGAAUAUUCAUCCUCAAAAGUGAAAAGAGGAAGUUCGCUUUCCGGUUUACCUCAGUCUGCAACUAGUACUGGUAGACAAAUAAGCGCUAUCCCUUUGUGCGUGAAAGCUAGAAUAGUAACAUUGAUACGACACGGUACCAAACCAAGAAAGGUAGUACGUCUGUUAUUGAACAAGAGAAAUGCACCAAGCUUGGAACACGUAAUGGAGGCUAUUACAGAGGUAGUAAAGCUUGAUUCUGGAGCUGUGAGAAAAGUAUAUACUUUGUCAGGCCAGCAAGUUACCUCUUUGGAACAAUUCUUUGAAAGUGAUGAUAUCUUUUUGGCAUAUGGAACAGAAAAGUCGAAUCAGGAGGAUUUUGAAUUAGAUUUCGAAGAAUCCAAAUGUGUUCAAAGUUUCCGUAGAUGUCCAUGGAUUUCGAAUAGACAGAAUGGUCCAAUGCCAAGGAUGCCACGAAAAUCUGGCAAAAAGGUCCUUACUACACCUCAAGUUAGAACGCCAAGUCCAUCUUCUUUAAUUUUACCUCAACCGCUACGUUUACAUUAUGCUGUGGGCCACGUAAUCGGAGAUGGAAAUUUUGCUGUAGUGAGACACUGUAUUCACAAAGCUACAGGCGCAGAAUAUGCUAUGAAAAUUGUGGAUAAGUAUAAAUGCCAAGGAAAGGAAACGAUGUUGGCGAGUGAAGUUGCAAUUCUGCGUCAGGUAUGUCAUCCAAACAUAAUUAGCUUGAUCGCGGAACAGGAAACAAUGGAUCAAUUGUUUUUGGUCAUGGAACUCGUGAAGGGUGGUGAUUUAUUUGAUGCAAUAGCUGCUGCUACAAAAUUUUCAGAAGCUGAAGCUAGUGUGAUGAUAGGACAUUUAACAUCCGCUUUAGCAUAUCUACACUCUCAUCAUAUUGUACAUCGUGAUGUUAAACCAGAAAAUCUUUUAGUUGAAAUGGAGGGUAGUCAUGUUCGGUGUUUGAAAUUAGGAGAUUUCGGGCUUGCACAAAUAGUGAGAGAAAAUCUUUAUACCGUGUGCGGAACACCGACAUAUGUAGCACCCGAGAUACUUGCAGAAACUGGAUACGGUUUAAAAAUCGACGUCUGGGCAGCCGGAGUGAUAUUAUACAUAUUAUUGUGUGGUUUUCCACCAUUUGUUUCACCAGAAAAUGAACAAGAAGAAUUAUUUGAACGUAUUUUAAGUGGGCAAUACGAAUUCACUUCACCUUACUGGGACACAAUUUCCGAUUCUGCUAAACAAUUAAUCACAAAUAUGCUACAGGCACAACCAGAACUUAGGUUCAGUGCGGAAGAUGUACUUGAUCAUCCAUGGCUAGCGAGCUUUCUAGGAGGCAAGCAGACCUCAACAACAUCUACCGACUCGACGGAGCAAUACGGGGAUCAGCAGUGUAAGCCGAUAAGGCUGGCCACAUUUGAGUUUGACUAUAAGAAGCAAAGAAAAAAUGAUGGUUCUCAAGAAAAUGUGCGGUUGAAUGAUAUAUGCGGUAAUAGGAAAAGGCCUAAUCAGAAUAACGUCGUACCAUCAUCUUUUGAUGACAAUUUGAUAUUUGACAUGAAUCGUUAUCAAUCGAGAGCUACUACAGAUAGCAAAGAUGAAAUCUAUUUGGCUAGUGAUAUCAACUGUGAGGACGGACCUAUGUCUCUAAGUGCUGAUUGCUUGCAAGAUAUUCAUGCUCUUGGCCAAUCUGUACACAAUCUUAUAAACACUCUUAAUAAAAACGAAGAUCUUGAAGAUUCAUCAAGAUUAUCACACAGUACAACUUCUUCAAUGAGCAGUAUUCCUAAGAAUAUAAAUUUAUCUUUACGUAAAGAUAAUUCCACGUCAUUAAUAUGCGAUUAUAAUAAUAGCUCCUCUUUUCACAUUGAUACACCUCCUAAUAAAAGUGUUCACUUAUCGAGAAUAACUACGUUAAAUAAAAGAAAUGGAAAUUCAUUGAGUGAUAUCAAUUUUAAAGAAGAUACGCCAGGCAUUAAGAUUUUUCAGUUAAGUAAAAAAAUGGAGAGCAAACGACAAAAUAAAAGAAGUGCAAGAAGUUAUGAAAACUCGAAUCUAUCGUCUAAUAUGAAGUCUAUCUAUAAAAGUGACGAUCUCAAGAAUUGCAAUGCAGUAUCGUCUUCGAGCGAUAGUUUUACUGGUAGUUCCAGUAAUGAUAUAGAAACUUCUGACAGUUUUGUAAAUAUUCAAUUUGCACAAUCAGCAUAUAGCCGAAAAUCAAGUUCAAUUCAAAGUAUGGAAUCUACCGAUAGCUUCGAGAAUAUAAGCAUGUCCCCUAAUCAAGAUAUUAAAUGCAAUAAUGUGAACGAUCCAAAUCAAAAUAGUUGCAAAGAUGUUGAAGUCGCAAAUGAUGAUGUAUUGAAGAAGAAGAUUAAUUUUAAAAACGAUACAUCAAAAAUACCCAAGGUGCGAAAUCUUCAUACAGAUGAUAAGACAAAUUCUGUCAAUAACGUGACAAAGGGGCAAGAUAUAUUAAGACAUUCAAAGAAUGGCGUAUCAUCUUUCGGAGAGGAUAAUCCGUCGAGGAUAAAAACAAGUAUAAAAAAUUCGGUGAAAGUCAAAAGAUUUAGCUAUAUUCCUCAAUACUCGACAAAGAAAUCCAUUGAGAGUAGUGUCGACAUUAGUAAUUCAUCCAAUUAUACGGAUAGAAAAGAUGGACGAAAAUUUCGUUCUACUGAUGAACUACGAAAUGAGAAACAAAAACAAGUUAAACCAAAACGAUUUAGUCUUUAUUAUACGCCCCAACCGUCACGGAAAACGUACGAGACAGAGUUGAAAGACGUUAAAAAUACGUCUAAGAAUUCUAAUAUCGAUAGUAAUAAUGAACGGCACAAUAAUGUUAAAUUGGUCGACAUUGGUAACAAAAGAAAAGAUGAUUUAUCCAAAUACGACGAGCACAAAAAUUUUAGAAAUCGAAGAUCUGUUAUAGAUGCAUCGACAGUUGCUAGCAGAAGUAAAACAAAUAAAUAAGACAUUAGACGUAUGAUAUUUUAAACGUUACGCAAUAUCAAGCUGGAAAAAUAUGGAAAUGUAUAGAUCGCAAAUGUAUUAUUAAGAAGAUGGGCUUAAUGCCCAAAAAUGUCCAAAGGUGUAAUAAUGAUUAAGUUAACAUAGUUCUAAUAAUGGUGUAAUGGUAUUAGAGAAAAAGGAAAAAGAAAAAAAAAAAAAGAAAAAAAGUGACAUCAUUUGUUCUCGGGUUUGAAAUAAGUAACUGUGAUUAGAACUGAUGGGACACAAA
Molecule: messenger RNA, 4513 nt
Organism: Vespa mandarinia (Asian giant hornet)
Lineage: Eukaryota; Metazoa; Arthropoda; Insecta; Hymenoptera; Vespidae
Biological process (GO): intracellular signal transduction; protein phosphorylation
Molecular function (GO): protein kinase activity; ATP binding
Source: RefSeq, a predicted model, not a curated record